Carica papaya (papaya) is the source of this 3462-nucleotide messenger RNA. The record is from RefSeq and is a predicted model, not a curated record. NCBI's taxonomy places the organism in Eukaryota, Viridiplantae, Streptophyta, Magnoliopsida, Brassicales, Caricaceae.
AAAGUCGCACCUCCUUUUCCCUUACGAUUUUCUUAAUUUUAUAUAGUAUUUUCAGUUUCCAUUUUAGUUCCUUGCGUUUCAAUGCAAAUAUACACACAUCCAUGUAUAUAUAUAUAUAUAUACACACACACACACAGUUAAAUCGUAUCUGUUUCUGAAUAUUUUCCAUUACAGGGUUUUUGGGUCCAAGGAAUCAUCAAAUCCGCCACUCAUUUUUUGUUUGAAACCCUCUAUCGUGCCUGAUCUCCCAAUUUUCCAUUCUUGAUUGCCAUAUAUAUGUGUAUAUAUAUUAUAUAUGUGUAUAUUAUUUUCAUUCCAUAACGUGCGCGUCUUUUCGAUUACUGUUGAAUCUAAAUAAAUUCAUUGCGUCAUCAUCAUCACUGUUUCUUCUAGAUUUAUUUGCAAAAUUAAGUUAUCCUUCUUCAAUAAUAAUUUCUUCUUGCUAUUUUAGUUGAAAGAAUAUUUUUCUCCGUAUUCGAAUUUUCAGUUCCGAUUCUCUUCUGGUAAGCUCUGCGUUGAAGUAUUAUUCCUCAAUGCCAUUGAUCUCUUUUGACUUCUCAAUCAGAUUAGUAUAUUCAUUAUUCCCAAACAAACACCGUUGUCUACUUUUUUAUUCCUUUUAGCUAAGCCUUCGUUUCUUUAGAGAUAAUGUCGUUCUGUUAAUUGUGGGAACAGAGUGAUCGCCAUUCUUUAAGCUAUGGUGACCAUGGCCUCUGGUUCUUGCGAAUCUUUAUCUCGUUUACUCUUCUAGUUCUUCUGGUGUCCUUAUUGAUUAAAGGAUUGUCAGUAAUUGGUGAGAAAAUUAGUGGGGUCUAAAGACAUGAAGCUUCAGGUUCGAGUAAUAGAGGCGCGGAAUCUACCGGCGAUGGAUCUAAACGGGUUUAGUGAUCCGUACGUGAGGUUACAGUUGGGAAAAAACAGGUCGAGGACCAAAGUGGUGAAGAAGUGCUUAAACCCAACUUGGGGAGAGGAAUUCUCUUUCCGGGUCGAGGAUUUGAAUGAAGAACUUGUGAUUUCUGUUUUGGAUGAGGAUAAGUACUUCAAUGAUGACUUUGUUGGGCAGAUUAAGAUUCCAGUUUCGCAGGUUUUUGAUGCGGAAAACAAGUCUCUUGGCACUGUUUGGUACCCUUUACAGCCAAAGAAUAAGAAGUCCAAGAAGGACUGUGGGGAGAUUCUCUUAAAUAUAUCUUUUUCUCAAAACAAUUCAUUCGUGGACUUCAGUUGUAAUGGUGAUCAUGCACAAAGCAUGGGGAAGCUGGCAGAUGUAACUUUAGAAUCUUCUGCCAGGUUUUCAAAUGUCACAUCAACUUGUCUCUCUCCGGUGAGACAAGAAGAUUCGUAUUCAAGGGAAGAGAGGUCUUGUUCACAAAAAACCUUUGCAGGUCGAAUUGUUCAGAUGUUUAACAAAAAUUUAGAUACACUGGCAACCACUUCUGCUAAAGGCAUAGAGACAUCAGAGCUACUGGAAGAUACUAAACCUGAGGUUUCUGAUGACAGAAGUGAAGAUCAGUCCUCUUCUUGCUCUUUUGAAGAAUUGGUUAAAACCAUGGAGUCUAAAGAUUCGGGUUCUGAAAUUCCAAGCAAUUUACCUGGAGGGGUCCUACUGGACCAAUUGUAUAUGAUUACGCCUUCUGAACUAAAUGUUUUGCUUUUUUCACCCGAUUCAAGUUUUUAUGCAUCAUUGGCUGAUGUGCAAGGAACUUCAGAACUGCAGAUGGGACCUUGGAAAUUUGAAAAUGGAGGUGAGAAUUUGAAAAGAGUGCUUACUUACAUUAAGGCUGCAACCAGGUUAAUUAAGGCUGUCAAAGGAACUGAGGAACAGGUGUAUCUAAAAGCUGAUGGGAAGGCAUAUGCUGUUUUAGCCAGUGUCAGUACACCUGAUGUCAUGUAUGGUAGCACCUUUAAAACUGAGUUGCUCUACUGCAUCACCCCUGGGCCUGAACUGCCAUCUGGAGAACAGUGUUCACAUUUGGUGAUAUCAUGGCGAAUGAACUUUCUGCAGAGCACCAUGAUGAAAGGUAUGAUAGAGAAUGGUGCAAGACAGGGCCUUAAGGACAGCUAUGAGCAGUAUGCCAAUUUGCUAUCCCAGAAUGUAAAGAAAGUUGAUUCAAAGGAUAUUGGGUUAAAUAAGGAUCAAGUUUUAGCUACAUUACAGGCACAGCCACAAUCAGACUGGAAACUUAUAGCACAGUACUUCGCUAACUUCACUGUGGUUUCCACAGUUUUUAUGGGAAUUUACGUGCUUGUCCACAUAUUGCUUGCCUUGCCUAGCACAAUUCAAGGGCUUGAGUUUCUUGGGCUUGAUUUACCUGAUUCGAUUGGCGAAUUCAUUGUGUGUGGAGUCCUAGUUCUUCAAGCUGAAAGGGUACUAAUGAUGAUAUCACGUUUCCUGCAGGCUAGAAGGCAAAAGGUUCAAGAAAUUUGUUAUCUUUUAAAAAGGACAAUCAUGGCUCUGUGGAAGGCUAGAUCAUUGACUCCUGAGCAGAAAGUGCGUAUAGUUGAAGAAGAAUCAGAGGCCAAACUCCAAACUGAAGAGAGUGGUUCUUUCUUGGAUCUUGAGGAUGUCAGCAUGUCUGAGGUUUAUUCGUCAUCUCUCCCUGUUCCUACUAGUUUCUGCAUGGAGUUAUUCAAUGGGGGUGAUUUGGACCGUAAAGCUAUGGAGAGAGCUGGUUGUCAUAACUAUUCUUGCAGUCCAUGGGAAUCUGAGAAUUCUGAUGUAUAUGGGAGGCAAAUAUAUUACCGUUUUGACAAGCGUAUAUCCCGGUACAGAGGAGAGGUAACCAGUACACAGCAAAGAUCUCCACUGCCUGAUAAGAAUGGUUGGCUUGUUGAAGAGGUCAUGACUCUCCAUGGGGUUCCACUUGACGAUUAUUUUAAUCUUCAGCUUAGAUACCAAGUUGAGGAUUUACCCUCAAGAUCGAAGGGCUGUCACGUACGCGUGUUCUGUGGAGUUGCAUGGCUGAAAAGUACGAAACAUCAGAAAAGAAUUGCAAAAAACAUCCUUUCCAGUCUGCAAGACCGGCUGAAGGUGGUAUUUGGUGUGGUGGAGAAGGAAUUUGCCAACAGAUGAAGUGGAUAAAAGUGGUAUUGUCUGAGGUAACUGGAUUGGCAAGAGGUGAUGCUAAUAUACCACCUUCCAAUUUUGAUCAUAUUCUCUCCAUUUCCAUGAGUCAGUGCUGCUGACCUAUACGAUUUGAUAUUCCAUAGUUUUGGGAUGGAUCGCAAUAUGCUAUGUAAGGUCUUGUUUAGGUCUGCAGCCAUGAUUUACCGGAUGCAAUCCUAACAUGCUCAACGGGGACAAAAGUGCCAGCAACAUUCGUCAGAAUGAGGAAACUCUUCUUUGAACAAUGGGAUCAUGACUGAUUCCUUCCUUCCAUAGUUGUAAAGAGCAGAACCCUUGGUGCAGACAGGUCUGGGAAUAGUUCGGAUCCUCAGUAACAUGGGUGUACCGAUAGUUGAAAA